CGGCGGGGCGCGGGCGGCGCCUGCCCGCCCCGGGGCGCCCGAAGGCGCCUGAGGGGAAGCCGCAUCCCGGCGGCGCUGAGCCCUGCCCGGCCCCGAGUUCUGCUCCACACCCGUCCAUGGAGGCGGCCAACGGGGCCGUGCCCGAGGGCGCGGCGAGGGACUCCCGAGGCAGCGCGGCCGCCCCGUCGGGGAAAAAGGAGGUAAAGGUCGUGAUCGUAGGGGAUGGCGGCUGCGGGAAGACGUCGCUGCUGAUGGUGUACGCCAAGGGCUCCUUCCCCGAGCAAUAUGCGCCCUCCGUCUUCGAGAAGUACACAACCAGCAUUGCGGUGGGCAAAAAGGAGGUCACCCUCAAUCUGUACGACACCGCAGGGCAGGAGGACUACGAUCGCCUGCGCCCCCUUUCCUAUCAGAACACAAACGUCGUGUUGAUUUGUUACGAUGUCAUGAACCCUACUAGCUAUGAGAAUGUAGUAGCCAAGUGGUAUCCCGAAGUGAAUCACUUCUGCCGAGGUGUCCCGGUCAUACUGAUCGGCUGCAAGACAGACCUGAGGAAAGACAAAGAGCAGCUGCGCAAGCUCAGGACUUCCAAGCAGGAGCCUGUUACUUACAACCAGCUUUCCAACUGUUGGAGACACAAGUCUGGGGAACAAGGUUAAGUGCAUCAAGACCUUGGAUGAAUCACUGCUUUUUCUAAACAGCAUGAGAAGGAAUUGCAACUGCAUCACCACUAAAGCACGCUGGGACUUUCAGCUUGACUCCCUCGGGCACAGGAUGAGGUGCCUGUCCUAGAGCUUUGUGAACAGCUGCAGAUUGUCCCUCGUUUGCAUUAAUUCCCUUUGUCACCGUCACACAUGAGGUUCAGGGCAGGCAACAGACACUUUUGAUGAGUCUGCUGAGGCCUCAUGCAAUUAAAUUACAUGGCCACGUGAUGCACAAACUGUCUCCUAUGUGAGCCCUCCCACCUGUGUUUUCUACUCUUAAAUAUACACUACCUCAGUCUUUUACAGCUGAUGGCAUCUUGAGUCACACGACAUGAUGCUUCCAAUGCCAGGCACAGAGGAGCUGAACAGUAUCUACCAGCACUGCAGCUUGCAAACAACUGGAAGGAGACAAACUUCACAUAAAUAUGCUGAAGAAAAAUCCCCCUGUAGAAGCCUGAGUGCUCCAAGUGGUCCCACUCCCAGGACUCACAAUGAAUAAAUGCAGAGUUCGUGAGCUGUGGGUUGCAGACCUGGAAGUCAUACUCCAAGGCUCACAAGCAUUCCAAACUGGGGGCUGACUCUGCAGUGACAAUAAAAGCAUGACAAGCAAAGUAAGAAAUCACCCUGUUGUGUCUGUAGUGAUUUCACACAACCAGGAUUGCAUGCCAGGGUUUUAGGUUCUGGUCUGUCCACAUUGCAUGCGUUUGGGUGAGCUUGAGAAGUACAGGCACGCAUUUGUGUGUAUGAGGACGCUUGGCCCUUGGGAUGCUCCAGAGCAAAAGCUGAGGUUCCUCUAUGUGCACCAGCAAACCAAGGCAAGGCGUUGGUCCCAGUUCUGCUCUUGCAUGUGACAAUCAUUACUAAAGGUGACAUCACAUAAUAGUUAAGGUCAGGCCUCAAAAAAUAAGACCAUGUAGACAUCGUAUCCUCAGUAUCUAUCUCAGUGUUUCUUUUAAAGGAACUGAAUAUUGAGAAUACCUUAAUGCUAUCAGCAGUCUGCAUUUUAAGUCUCUAAUACACUGAACUGUUAGGCCAGGCUCUAGAUCAUCAUCAGGGAAGACAACCUAAUUGAUUGAAGAGUACUUCAGUUUAUUACCAGUGCUAUUUACAUUCUA
Pogoniulus pusillus (Red-fronted tinkerbird) is the source of this 1816-nucleotide messenger RNA. It is a transcript of the gene RHOF, whose product is annotated as ras homolog family member F, filopodia associated. Lineage: Eukaryota; Metazoa; Chordata; Aves; Piciformes; Lybiidae. The record is from RefSeq and is a predicted model, not a curated record. Gene Ontology annotation, cellular component: cytosol. The transcript is spliced from 5 exons. Gene Ontology annotation, molecular function: GTP binding; protein kinase binding; GTPase activity. Gene Ontology annotation, biological process: small GTPase-mediated signal transduction. The coding region runs from base 117 to 656 and encodes 179 amino acids.